GUUUUGAGUUGUGCUUCGCGACGGUUGUGGAUCUUUUAAUACUGCUCUACGAAUACGAAUAAUAUGUACAUAUAAAUGUACAUAUAAAAACGACUUUGCCCAAUUGAGCAUCUAACCGAAUAAAGUCUCUUCUCUCUAUCUAUCUAAGCGUUUUUUGCUGUCUGUGUCUGUGUCUCUGUGUGUGUGUGUUUAUUUGUUAAGCUUUUUUAACGCUCACGCUCCCCGCUCACAUAUUCAAGUGUCGCACUCUGUGUGGUUUUUGUUUUUUAAAUGUAGUGCCAAAACCAGCCGAUAAUUGUGAUUAAUUACAAACGAAACGCAUACGAAACAAAAAAAAGAAACAAACAAAUAAAAAGUAGAGUAGCAUAAAAAUAUUACUCAAUUCAACGCACAUAGUCAGUGAUUACCUCAUCUGUGUGAAAAUCAAGCCAACAGCAAAAUGGUAUCAAAAAGCAAUAAAAAGAAACAAGUGUCGCACUCGUCGCAGUCGCAGUCGCCAUCGCAGUCAACGCAGCCGCCAGCAGACAGAUCAAGCACAACAACAUCAACAUCGGCCUCGGCGACCAAAUUAACCAAAAAACUUGGCCCGAAUGCGUUGGCAACGCUAACGACAAACACCAGCUCAACAUCAAUGGAGCAUGAAUCUGUCUCUUUUGGUGCGCCAACUGUGACUGCGACUGCGCCCAGCACUUCAGCUGGGGGUCAGUUGACGCAGGGGGAAAGUCUGGUGACAGCAGCCGGUGGAAAGAGCUACACUUCCAGCUCAUACACAGCUAAAUCUCAGUCAAAGUCCGAGCAGUCGGAAGCAGUCUUUAGCAGCAGCAGCAGCAGCAACAAGUUCUCCAAAGACUACUCAAAUGAGAAGAUCAUAUCAUCGAUCGAUCUGCUCGAAAGUGAGAAAAAGGAACCGGUCUUCUCCGUGCCCAUCGAGGUGGUUGAGAUUGUAGCUCCUGGCGGCAGCAGCAGCGGCGGCCUCUUAAUGUCCGCCAGUGGUGGCAGCAUAUCCAAAAUGUAUGCAUCGACAUCGAAAAUGUCGAGCAGCAGCAGCCGCCAGGAGGCGAGCAACUCCAGUUACUUUGAGUCGACAACAACCAGUUCCAGUCAACAGCAGCAGCAGCAACGCAACGCUAACGAAACGCUCAUUGCAAGCGAGAGAGCAGACGGUAUGACAUCAUCUUCGUCGCUGUCGAGCAACAAAUAUAUGCUUGAUGUUGCCGAACAGGUUGUCAGCGGUAGCAGCAACCUCAACACCAGCACCAUUAACACCAACAUUAACAAACACAGCACAAACACCAACACCAAUAUCAUCAGCAGCAGCGGCGAAUCUCAGAGCGUGCCAAAGUCCGUUGUUGCUGCUGAUUCGUCAUCAACUAAAACGUUGACAACAACGAUGACGUCGCCGGGCGAACCGGUCGCAACCACAACAAAGCCAACUACGACGUCAUCAACGUUGCGGGACAGCAGCACAGCUGUUAGCUUUGACGUGGACAAAGUCGCAACGUCAUCAGCAACAGCAACGACAACAACAGCGAAAACAGCCAGCAGCAAGCAGCAGGUCAACGAGAGCCGCAGCAGCAGCAGCACAAAACAGUCGACAUCGUCCACAUCGAAAAAGGAGGUGUACGAUGUGAAGACGAAGACUUGGAGCGAGUUUAGCGAUGGCAGCACACAUGCCACAAACAAAAAGACGCCGACCAUUGAGCGAUAUGUUAGCAGAGAUUCGGAUGGCACCACGAAAAUAACAUACAAAAAGAAGAUAUACGAUAGACGCAACAAUCGGUGGCGUGUGGUGGAUGAGCGCAUUGUGGAUAGUAAUUCUGAUGUUGGCUAUCCUGAAAUAGUCGAUGAUGUCAUUAAUACAACAACCACAACGUACACGACCAAGGUGUAUGACACGAAGCUCGGCAAAUGGACGGUCGUCGACGAGAAAUCGUACACAGAUACGAAAGCUUUUGUGCCGAAUGACAUUGCUCGUGAAAUCGAGAAAGAUAAUACCGAUGUGGCAAAUAUAACGACCACCACAGAAGUAACAAAGAUAUUCGAUGCGAGCAUUAAUGACUGGCGAGUUCUCGAUGAGAAGGUCCAUACGGAUGUUAUUGAGAAAAUUGUGGAGGCACCCAAGAAGACAAUAUAUGUGGACGAGUUUGUGGAAAUUGAAAAGAAUACAUCCAUUUCAGAGAACAAUGAAAAUAUCACAUUGAAUCUGAAUGAAACAUCGAAACACAAAAAUAUCACAGAGAAUAUUUAUGAUGAAAUCGAUAAUGUACGCACUGAUAAGAAACGCUUAGACGAUUCAAGAACCCGCGGAGUCGACAGUAAAAACAAAAGAACAACACAACACAGUGAGAGAUGUAUUUGUGAAAUAUGUACUUGCGGGCGUCAUCAUUGCUCCACUAGCGCAACGAAAACUACAGAAACUACAGUUGUUGAAAUAGAUGAUAACGUCGACGAAACUUACACAAGGAUACGGACUAACACUUGGUCUAAGAACGAUGAUAACAUUCCAAAAAAAAAUGAAGACAUAUUUGUAGAUUACAUAGUCAUAAAGAAACCCGAAGACAAUCUUACAGUCGGAGGCGACUUUUUAGUUCCACAGAAAGAGCCAUACAAACCAGGCGAAAAACGUGAAAAAAUUAUACACACAGACAAUUUACGUAUGGACGGUGAAAUGACUUUUGUGGAAAAAGAAGAAUAUCAAUACGUUGUCCGUCCUGGAUACGUAAAGCCCACGGACAACCUGAAGCCAGAGGGUGAAUUCUACAGCCCCCAAAAACCCAAAUAUCAGCCUGGUGACCGCCCAAGUCAAGUGCGACAUCCAGACAAUUUAAAACCAGAAGGAGAGUUUUACGGACCCGAAAAAACCGAAUUCCGUCCUGCAGAGCGCCCAUCUCAAGUAAGGCCUGAAGAUAACUUAAGACCCGAAGGCGAAUUCUAUACUCCAGAUAAGCCAGGCUUUAGGCCAGCAGAGCGUCCAGUUCAAAAGAAACCAGUAGACAACUUGAAGCCUGAAGGAGACUUUGUUGCACCUGAAAAGCAAGUUUUCCGGCCAGCAGAGAAAAAUGAAAGGAUUAUCAGAAAGGAUAACUUGCGAACCGAAGGUGAAAUGACAUUUAUGGAGAAGGAAGAGUAUCAAUAUGUGGUUCGCCCCGGGCAAGUUAAGCCCACGGAUAACCUCAAACCUGAAGGUGAAUUCUACAGCCCCGAAAAACAAAAGUAUAGGCCAGGCGAACGUCCAUCUCAAGUCAGACCAGAAGAUAACCUGAGACCCGAGGGUGAAUUCUACACUCCAGAUAAACCAGGAUAUAAACCAGCAGAACGUCCAGUUCAAAAGGUACCAGUAGAUAACCUACGUCCAGAAGGAGACUUCUAUAGUCCCGAAAAGCCGAAAUAUCAACCUGGUGAACGUCCAUCUCAAGUCAGACCAGAAGAUAACCUGAGACCAGAGGGUGAAUUCUACACUCCAGAUAAACCAGGCUUUAGGCCAGCAGAGCGUCCAGUUCAAAAGAAACCAGUGGACAACUUGAAGCCUGAAGGAGACUUCUACAGUCCCGAAAAACCGAAAUAUCAACCUGGUGAACGUCCGUCUCAAGUCAGACCAGAAGAUAAUCUGAGAUCCGAAGGUGAAUUCUACACUCCAGAUAAACCAGGAUAUAGACCCGCAGAACGUCCAGUUCAAAAGGUACCAAAAGAUAACCUACGUCCAGAAGGAGACUUCUAUAGUCCCGAAAAGCCGAAAUAUCAACCUGGUGAACGUCCAUCUCAAGUCAGACCAGAAGAUAACCUGAGACCAGAGGGUGAAUUCUACACUCCAGAUAAACCAGGCUUUAGGCCAGCAGAGCGUCCAGUUCAAAAGAAACCAGUGGACAACUUGAAGCCUGAAGGAGACUUUGUUGCACCUGAAAAGCAAGUUUUCCGUCCGGCAGAGAAAAAUGAAAGGAUCAUCAGAAAGGAUAACUUGCGAACCGAAGGUGAAAUGACAUUUGUGGAGAAGGAAGAGUAUCAAUAUGUGGUUCGCCCCGAGCAGGUUAAGCCAACAGAUAAUCUCAAACCAGAAGGUGAAUUCUAUAGUCCUGAAAAACAAAAGUAUAGACCAGGUGAACGUCCAUCUCAAGUAAGACCAGAAGAUAACCUGCGACCCGAGGGUGAAUUCUACACUCCAGAUAAACCAGGCUUUAGGCCAGCAGAGCGUCCAGUUCAAAAGAAACCAGAAGACAAUUUGCGUCCAGAAGGAGACUUCUACAGUCCCGAAAAGCCGAAAUAUCAACCUGGUGAACGUCCAUCUCAAGUCAGACCAGAAGAUAACCUGAGACCUGAGGGUGAAUUCUACACUCCAGAUAAACCAGGCUUUAGGCCAGCAGAGCGUCCAGUUCAAAAGAAACCAGAAGACAAUUUGCGCCCAGAAGGAGACUUCUACAGUCCCGAAAAGCCGAAGUAUCAGCCUGGUGAACGUCCGUCUCAAGUUAGACCAGAAGAUAAUCUGAGACCCGAAGGCGAAUUCUAUACUCCAGAUAAACCAGGAUAUCGUCCCGCAGAGCGUCCAGUUCAAAAGAAACCAGUAGACAACUUGAAGCCUGAAGGAGACUUUGUUGCACCUGAAAAGCAAGUUUUCCGUCCAGCAGAGAAAAAUGAAAGGAUCAUCAGAAAGGAUAACUUGCGAACCGAAGGUGAAAUGACAUUUGUGGAGAAGGAAGAGUAUCAAUAUGUGGUUCGCCCCGAGCAGGUUAAGCCAACGGAUAAUCUCAAACCUGAAGGUGAAUUUUACAGUCCCGAAAAGCCGAAAUAUCAGCCUGGAGAACGUCCGUCUCAAGUCAGACCAGAAGAUAACCUGAGACCCGAAGGUGAAUUCUACACUCCAGAUAAACCAGGAUAUCGUCCCGCAGAGCGUCCAGUUCAAAAGAAACCUGAAGACAAUUUGCGUCCAGAAGGAGACUUCUACAGUCCCGAAAAGCCGAAAUAUCAACCUGGUGAACGUCCGUCUCAAGUCAGACCAGAAGAUAACCUGAGACCUGAGGGUGAAUUCUACACUCCAGAUAAACCAGGCUUUAGGCCAGCAGAGCGUCCAGUUCAAAAGAAACCAGAAGACAAUUUGCGUCCAGAAGGAGACUUCUACAGUCCCGAAAAGCCGAAGUAUCAACCUGGUGAACGUCCGUCUCAAGUUAGACCAGAAGAUAACCUGAGACCAGAAGGCGAGUUCUACACUCCAGAUAAACCAGGAUAUCGUCCCGCAGAGCGUCCAGUUCAAAAGAAACCAGUAGACAACUUGAAGCCUGAAGGAGAGUUUGUUGCACCUGAAAAGCAAGUUUUCCGUCCAGCAGAGAAAAAUGAAAGGAUCAUCAGAAAGGAUAACUUGCGAACCGAAGGUGAAAUGACAUUUGUGGAGAAGGAAGAGUAUCAAUAUGUGGUUCGCCCCGAGCAGGUUAAGCCAACGGAUAAUCUCAAACCUGAAGGUGAAUUUUACAGUCCCGAAAAGCCGAAGUAUCAGCCUGGAGAACGUCCGUCUCAAGUCAGACCAGAAGAUAACCUGAGACCCGAAGGUGAAUUCUACACUCCAGAUAAACCAGGAUAUCGUCCCGCAGAGCGUCCAGUUCAAAAGAAACCUGAAGACAAUUUGCGUCCAGAAGGAGACUUCUACAGUCCCGAAAAGCCGAAAUAUCAACCUGGUGAACGUCCGUCUCAAGUCAGACCAGAAGAUAACCUGAGACCUGAGGGUGAAUUCUACACUCCAGAUAAACCAGGCUUUAGGCCAGCAGAGCGUCCAGUUCAAAAGAAACCAGAAGACAAUUUGCGUCCAGAAGGAGACUUCUACAGUCCCGAAAAGCCGAAGUAUCAACCUGGUGAACGUCCGUCUCAAGUUAGACCAGAAGAUAACCUGAGACCAGAAGGCGAGUUCUACACUCCAGAUAAACCAGGAUAUCGUCCCGCAGAGCGUCCAGUUCAAAAGAAACCAGUAGACAACUUGAAGCCUGAAGGAGACUUUGUUGCACCUGAAAAGCAAGUUUUCCGUCCAGCAGAGAAAAAUGAAAGGAUCAUCAGAAAGGAUAACUUGCGAACAGAAGGAGAAAUGACAUUUGUGGAGAAGGAAGAGUAUCAAUAUGUAGUUCGCCCCGAGCAGGUUAAGCCAACGGAUAAUCUCAAACCUGAAGGUGAAUUUUACAGUCCCGAAAAGCCGAAGUAUCAGCCUGGAGAACGUCCGUCUCAAGUCAGACCAGAAGAUAACCUGAGACCCGAAGGUGAAUUCUACACUCCAGAUAAACCAGGAUAUCGUCCCGCAGAGCGUCCAGUUCAAAAGAAACCUGAAGACAAUUUGCGUCCAGAAGGAGACUUCUACAGUCCCGAAAAGCCGAAAUAUCAACCUGGUGAACGUCCGUCUCAAGUCAGACCAGAAGAUAACCUGAGACCUGAGGGUGAAUUCUACACUCCAGAUAAACCAGGCUUUAGGCCAGCAGAGCGUCCAGUUCAAAAGAAACCAGAAGACAAUUUGCGUCCAGAAGGAGACUUCUACACUCCCGAAAAGCCGAUGUAUCAGCCUGGUGAACGUCCGUCUCAAGUUAGACCAGAAGAUAACCUGAGACCAGAAGGCGAGUUCUACACUCCAGAUAAACCAGGAUAUCGUCCCGCAGAGCGUCCAGUUCAAAAGAAACCAGUAGACAACUUGAAGCCUGAAGGAGACUUUGUUGCACCUGAGAAGCAAGUUUUCCGUCCGGCAGAGAAAAAUGAAAGGAUCAUCAGAAAGGAUAACUUGCGAACCGAAGGUGAAAUGACAUUUGUGGAGAAGGAAGAGUAUCAAUAUGUGGUUCGCCCCGAGCAGGUUAAGCCAACAGAUAAUCUCAAACCUGAAGGUGAAUUUUACAGUCCCGAAAAGCCGAAAUAUCAACCUGGUGAACGUCCGUCUCAAGUCAGACCAGAAGAUAACCUGAGACCUGAGGGUGAAUUCUACACUCCAGAUAAACCAGGCUUUAGGCCAGCAGAGCGUCCAGUUCAAAAGAAACCAGAAGACAAUUUGCGUCCAGAAGGAGACUUCUACAGUCCCGAAAAGCCGAAGUAUCAACCUGGUGAACGUCCGUCUCAAGUUAGACCAGAAGAUAACCUGAGACCAGAAGGCGAGUUCUACACUCCAGAUAAACCAGGAUAUCGUCCCGCAGAGCGUCCAGUUCAAAAGAAACCAGUAGACAACUUGAAGCCUGAAGGAGACUUUGUUGCACCUGAAAAGCAAGUUUUCCGUCCAGCAGAGAAAAAUGAAAGGAUCAUCAGAAAGGAUAACUUGCGAACCGAAGGUGAAAUGACAUUUGUGGAGAAGGAAGAGUAUCAAUAUGUGGUUCGCCCCGAGCAGGUUAAGCCAACAGAUAAUCUCAAACCUGAAGGUGAAUUUUACAGUCCCGAAAAGCCGAAGUAUCAGCCUGGAGAACGUCCGUCUCAAGUCAGACCAGAAGAUAACCUGAGACCCGAAGGUGAAUUCUACACUCCAGAUAAACCAGGAUAUCGCCCCGCAGAGCGUCCAGUUCAAAAGAAACCAGAAGACAAUUUGCGUCCAGAAGGAGACUUCUACAGUCCCGAAAAGCCGAAGUAUCAACCUGGUGAACGUCCGUCUCAAGUUAGACCAGAAGAUAACCUGAGACCAGAAGGCGAGUUCUACACUCCAGAUAAACCAGGAUAUCGUCCCGCAGAGCGUCCAGUUCAAAAGAAACCAGUAGACAACUUGAAGCCUGAAGGAGACUUUGUUGCACCUGAAAAGCAAGUUUUCCGUCCGGCAGAGAAAAAUGAAAGGAUCAUCAGAAAGGAUAACUUGCGAAGCGAAGGUGAAAUGACAUUUGUGGAGAAGGAAGAGUAUCAAUAUGUGGUUCGCCCCGAGCAGGUUAAGCCAACAGAUAAUCUCAAACCUGAAGGUGAAUUUUACAGUCCCGAAAAGCCGAAGUAUCAGCCUGGAGAACGUCCGUCUCAAGUCAGACCAGAAGAUAACCUGAGACCAGAGGGUGAAUUCUACACUCCAGAUAAACCAGGCUUCAGGCCAGCAGAGCGUCCAGUUCAAAAGAAACCAGAAGACAAUUUGCGUCCAGAAGGAGACUUCUACAGCCCCGAAAAGCCGAAGUAUCAACCUGGUGAACGUCCAUCUCAAGUUAGACCAGAAGAUAACCUGCGACCAGAAGGCGAGUUCUACACUCCAGAUAAACCAGGAUAUCGUCCCGCAGAGCGUCCAGUUCAAAAGAAACCAGUAGACAACUUGAAGCCUGAAGGAGAGUUUGUUGCACCUGAAAAGCAAGUUUUCCGUCCGGCAGAGAAAAAUGAAAGGAUCAUCAGAAAGGAUAACUUGCGAACCGAAGGUGAAAUGACAUUUGUGGAGAAGGAAGAGUAUCAAUAUGUGGUUCGCCCCGAGCAGGUUAAGCCAACGGAUAAUCUCAAACCUGAAGGUGAAUUUUACAGUCCCGAAAAGCCGAAGUAUCAGCCUGGAGAACGUCCGUCUCAAGUCAGACCAGAAGAUAACCUGAGACCCGAAGGUGAAUUCUACACUCCAGAUAAACCAGGCUUUAGGCCAGCAGAGCGUCCAGUUCAAAAGAAACCAGAAGACAAUUUGCGUCCAGAAGGAGACUUCUACAGUCCCGAAAAGCCGAAAUAUCAACCUGGUGAACGUCCAUCUCAAGUCAGACCAGAAGAUAAUCUAAGGCCCGAAGGUGAAUUCUACACUCCAGAUAAACCAGGCUUUAGGCCAGCAGAGCGUCCAGUUCAAAAGAAACCUGAAGACAAUUUGCGUCCAGAAGGAGACUUCUACAGUCCUGAAAAGCCGAAGUAUCAACCUGGUGAACGUCCAUCUCAAGUCAGACCAGAAGAUAACCUGAGACCAGAGGGUGAAUUCUACACUCCAGAUAAACCAGGCUUUAGGCCAGCAGAGCGUCCAGUUCAAAAGAAACCAGAAGACAAUUUGCGUCCAGAAGGAGACUUCUACAGUCCCGAAAAGCCGAAGUAUCAACCUGGUGAACGUCCGUCUCAAGUUAGACCAGAAGAUAACCUGAGACCAGAGGGCGAAUUCUACACUCCAGAUAAACCAGGCUUUAGGCCAGCAGAGCGUCCAGUUCAAAAGAAACCAGAAGACAAUCUGCGUCCAGAGGGAGACUUCUACAGUCCCGAAAAGCCGAAGUAUCAACCUGGUGAACGUCCAUCUCAAGUCAGACCAGAAGAUAACCUGAGACCAGAAGGCGAAUUCUACACUCCAGAUAAACCAGGAUAUCGUCCCGCAGAGCGUCCAGUUCAAAAGAAACCAGUAGACAACUUGAAGCCUGAAGGAGACUUUGUUGCACCUGAAAAGCAAGUUUUCCGUCCAGCAGAGAAAAAUGAAAGGAUCAUCAGAAAGGAUAACUUGCGAACCGAAGGUGAAAUGACAUUUGUGGAGAAGGAAGAGUAUCAAUAUGUGGUUCGCCCCGAGCAGGUUAAGCCAACAGAUAAUCUCAAACCUGAAGGUGAAUUUUACAGUCCCGAAAAACAAAAGUAUAGACCAGGUGAACGUCCAUCUCAAGUCAGACCAGAAGACAACUUGAGACCCGAGGGUGAAUUCUAUACUCCAGAUAAACCAGGCUUUAGGCCAGCAGAGCGUCCAGUUCAGAAGAAGCCAGUAGACAAUUUAAAGCCUGAAGGAGACUUUGUUGCACCUGAAAAGCAAGUAUUCCGUCCAGCAGAGAAAAAUGAAAGGAUCAUCAGAAAGGAUAACUUGCGAACCGAAGGUGAAAUGACAUUUGUGGAGAAGAAAGAGUAUCAAUAUGUGGUUCGCCCCGAGCAGGUUAAGCCAACAGAUAAUCUCAAGCCUGAAGGUGAAUUCUAUAGUCCUGAAAAACAAAAGUAUAGACCAGGUGAACGUCCAUCUCAAGUCAGACCAGAAGACAACUUGAGACCCGAGGGUGAAUUCUAUACUCCAGAUAAACCAGGCUUUAGGCCAGCAGAGCGUCCAGUUCAGAAGAAGCCAGUGGACAAUCUCAAACCGGAAGGGGAGUUUGUUUCCCCCGAAAAGAAAGUUUUCCGGCCUGCAGAGAAAAAUGAAAGAAUCAUCAGAAAGGAUAACUUGCGAACUGAGGGUGAAAUGACGUUUGUGGAGAAGAAAGAGUAUCAAUACGUCAUUCGCCCUGAACAGGUUAGACCAAUAGAUAAUCUUAAGCCCGAAGGCGAAUUUUAUAGUCCAGAGAAGCCGAAGUUCCGCCCAGGUGAGCGGCCAUCUCAAGUCAGGCCAGAGGAUAACUUGAAACCUGAGGGUGAGUUUUACACUCCUGAGAAACCUGGCUUUAAGCCUGUUGAACGACCCAAACAGAAGAGACCUCAGGAUAAUCUGAAGCCUCUGGAAGGUGUUAUGUAUACUCCAGAAAAGCAGAAAUUCCAGCCAGCAGAUCGGCCUGAACAAAAGAGACAUGUUGACAAUUUAAAACCUGAAGGUCAAAUGUACAUUCCAGAAAAGGAAUCAUUUAAGCCAGCGGAAAAGGUUAAGACUGUCAUAAGAAAAGACAACCUUAAGACCGAGGGUACAAUGACAUUUACGAAAAAGGAGGAAUAUCAUCAUGUCAAGCGACCAGAACAGGUGAAGCCAAGCGAUAACUUGAAGACCGAAGGACCAUUCUAUGCACCCGAAAAACCCAAAUUUAAACCAGCGGAACGUCCGACCCAAAAGAAACCCAAGGAUAACUUAAAGCCAGAAGGUGAAUUCUAUAAGAGAACUGAUAGAACCGAUAGAACCGAAACAGACAGCACUACGAUAAUAGAGAGCGCUAGAAGAGAGCCAGUGAAGCGACCGGUGGAUAAUUUAAAACUUGAAGGUUCCAUGACGGUGACAAGAAAGGAUGAUUACAAGACAACAACGAAUAAGACUGCCGUCGAUAGAGUUCAGCGUACACAAAAAUACAAGCAUAAUAGCUCCACCAUCAAUUUGGGAACUGAUACUUCAAUUCUGAAAACAACAAACCAGAUGAACUUUGUAUCGGGCAAGGACGCAAUUAAGCAAGUGGAUUCUGAUAGCCAAAAUCCAGUCGAUGGCUUAAUAAUUGUUUCAACGAAAAAGGUGACAACAGUUGUCGGUGGUCGGACUAAAAAGGAGCCGGAAACGGAAUAUGUGAAACGACCAGCUAAGAUAAAUGUUAUUGAAAAUGUAUCCAAAAAUACGACGACUACAAACAUCGAAAACACUAAAAACAUACAUAAGGAAUCAUCAUCUAUGCAAAGAAAUCUCAAUGUGGUGGAAAGGACUGCUGUAAACACUGAACAGAUAAGAGGUUCAACAGAUGACAGCAGAGCUCUGGAGACCUCCACCACAACCAGAAGGAAUCAAAAUGGCACCGUAACUAGCAAUGUGACGGGAUCGGGUGGCUCAACAUCCCACAUUGUCUCAAGCAGUACAGUUACCAGUAAGGUCAACGGUGAUACAACACUUCAUGGUCGUUCAACGACCGAUAAUGUGACUAAUGGCAGUUCAACAUCUCAUGUGGUAGGUGGACGUACCGUGGCCGACAAUGUGUCCGCCGGCAGUACAACGACUCGUGUGGUCGGUGGUAGUUCAAUACAAACCAAUUUAAGUAAUGUGACAGGCAGCUCCACUUCCCAAAUGAGCUCAUCCAAGCAUUUCCAUCACAGGAAGAGCGAGUUUUCAUCGGAAGCGGAUGUGUCCAACACCAUAUUCCAUCGCAAGAAUGUUUCAAAUGACUCGAGUGCUGUCAACAGUAGCCUGACAUCAACUGGCAAGAUGCAACGCAAGAGUAUCCUCAAUCUACACGAGCAGCCAUCGAGCACCAGUGCUCAUUCGAAUGAUCGCCAGAGUUACAGCAGCAUUCAUCGCCAGAAUCGGGAAUCGGACUUGAGUGCAGGUUAUUCCACGGAGCGUCGCAGUUGCAGCAUCCACAAGGAAAAUAAGGAACAUCAAGUGAAAACCUCUUCAUCUACUUCAUCCAUGUCGCGCAUUAUUUCGGGUGGCACUGACACCGCCAAUAAUGCCAAUAGAUCGAAUCUAGAUAGGUCUACGGUUACACGCACCUAUGUGUCCGGUGGCAUCGAUUUCCCAUCCCAUUCACAAUCCCAAUCUCAGAGCGAGCGCCACAUGACGCGUCACCGUGGUGGCAGUGGUAGCCAACAUUUGUCGAGUGGCAUCGAUUUCUCCUCCUCUUCCCGCAAUGUCCAUGGCCAGAACGAACGUGUUAUGACUGCUCGUCGCGGCAAUCAAUCGUCGAUCAGCCUGGGCAACGAUAAGUUUACCGGUUCCAGUCUCUAUAAGAGCGAAUAUAUAACUGCCCCAACAACAACGUGUGCUGUGCAUAAAAUUAAACAAGGUGCAUUCCAACAUACCAGAAGUACACACGAUCAUAAGUUUUAUAAAUCCUCCAACUAACAUAUAAAAUCGUAUUUUUGUACGUUUCUUUUUUUUGUCGUGUCUUGUCUUCAUAUCAUAUCACAUAGUGCCUAAGAUUCCAUGACAAUAUUUUUUUAUACAAUAUCAACUUACCUAAACGAAAAACCAACAAUAUUAAUAAGAUUAACCAAUAAAUGCAUAUCAUUUUUUAAAAACAAA
Molecule: messenger RNA, 12526 nt
Organism: Drosophila grimshawi
Lineage: Eukaryota; Metazoa; Arthropoda; Insecta; Diptera; Drosophilidae
Gene: Sdb
Exons: 6
Coding region: 440-12346 (3968 amino acids)
Biological process (GO): microtubule anchoring
Cellular component (GO): centriole; sperm flagellum; axonemal microtubule
Molecular function (GO): microtubule binding
Source: RefSeq, a predicted model, not a curated record